This is a messenger RNA of Radiomyces spectabilis, 846 nucleotides long. RefSeq names its product ribosomal protein L18e/L15P. Gene Ontology annotation, cellular component: mitochondrial large ribosomal subunit. The coding region runs from base 44 to 748 and encodes 234 amino acids. Gene Ontology annotation, biological process: translation. Gene Ontology annotation, molecular function: structural constituent of ribosome. Lineage: Eukaryota; Fungi; Mucoromycota; Mucoromycetes; Mucorales; Radiomycetaceae. The record is from RefSeq and is a predicted model, not a curated record. The transcript is spliced from 5 exons.
AUUUAUUUUAUUUUGCCGGUCCCUUAUAUUCCACUGUCCAUCAAUGUUGCGUGCGAUCAGUCUAACAGCAGUCCGUACACCCUUACUUAGCCGUGGUGUCGCUAGCGCUGCGUCCCAAUCCGGAAAGACUGUCUUCCAUUUGGCAAAUCUCGCUGAUAACCCCGGCGCUGUAUCAGAGCGUACUCGUGUAGGUCGAGGUCCAGGAUCUGGUAAAGGCAAAACAGCCGGUCGAGGUCACAAGGGUCAAAAAGCUCGAUCGGGCAACGGUAAACCGACACCAUGGUUCGAAGGUGGUCAAACUCCUCUCGUCAAACGUCUGCCGAAGCGCGGUUUCUACAACCUUCAUGGUAAAGAAUAUCAGGAACUGAACUUGGAUCGUUUGCAGCACUGGAUUCGCUCUGGCCGAAUCGAUUCAUCACAGCCGAUUACCAUGAAGCAUCUCUUGGACAGUCGAUGUAUACAUAAAAUCGAAGACGGUGUCAAAUUAUUGAGCGUGGGUGCGGAGGAAUUCGACAUCCCCAUUACGAUCGAGGUAUCAAGGGCUUCGCAAAAAGCGAUAGAAGCUAUUGAAAAGGCGGGAGGAAAGAUCACCACACGUUAUUACAAUAGCUUGGGAUUGAGAGCUAUUACGCAGCCUGAAAAGUUCAUUGAGAUCCCCAAGUUUGCAGCACCUUUAAGAAAGGAAGAUAUUAAAUACUACACUGAUUUCAAAAACCGUGGCUAUCUUGCUGAGCAACCCCAACAAUAGAGAAGAGGAAACGGUUUUUUAUAGCUCUGUAUCUGAACUUGUGCCGAUAACUUUUUAUCACAGAUUAUUUUUAGACCAAAUAUAAACAACAAUACGCU